Alternaria alternata is the source of this 1327-nucleotide messenger RNA. RefSeq names its product aspartate-semialdehyde dehydrogenase. The transcript has 4 exons. Gene Ontology annotation, molecular function: aspartate-semialdehyde dehydrogenase (NADP+) activity; NADP binding; NAD binding. The coding region runs from base 1 to 1113 and encodes 370 amino acids. NCBI's taxonomy places the organism in Eukaryota, Fungi, Ascomycota, Dothideomycetes, Pleosporales, Pleosporaceae. The record is from RefSeq and is a predicted model, not a curated record. Gene Ontology annotation, biological process: L-threonine biosynthetic process.
AUGGACGCUGAAAAGUUUACAUCUCAAAGCAAGAGCUUUCCCAAGAAGAAGUGCGGUGUGCUCGGCGCGACUGGCUCGGUCGGCCAGCGCUUCAUCCUUCUUCUGGCACUACACCCACACUUUGAACUACACGCUGUUGGAGCAUCUGAGCGGUCAGCUGGCAAGAAGUACAAGGAUGCCGUCAAGUGGAAGCAGGCGCUGCCUUUCUCCGAGCGCAUUGGAGAAUUGGUGGUGAAGAAAUGCACACCUGAAGAGUUCAAGGACUGUGACAUGGUCUUCUCUGGACUCGACAGCGAUGUCGCCGGAGACGUCGAAAUGGCCUUCCUCAAGUCCGAACUGGCCGUCUUCUCCAACGCAAAGAACUACCGCCGUGAUCCUCUCGUACCGCUCGUCGUUCCCACCGUGAACCUCCCACAUCUCGACGUCAUCAAGCACCAGAGACAACAUCACAAGCUGGAGAAGGGCUUCCUUGUCUGCAACUCGAACUGCGCAGUCAUCGGUCUCGUCAUACCGUUCGCAGCACUACAAGCCAAGUUCGGUCCCAUAGAUCAAGUCUCAGUCGUCACAAUGCAGGCCGUAUCUGGCGCUGGCUACCCCGGCGUAAGCAGCAUGGACAUCAUCGACAACGUCGUGCCCUUUAUAUCAGGCGAGGAAGACAAGCUCGAGACGGAGGCAUCCAAGAUCCUCGGCAGCGUCAACGACGACGUCACAGGAUUCGUAGACCAGCCUAUGAAGGUCUCCGCAGCAUGCAACCGCGUACCAGUACUUGACGGACACACUGCAUGCGUAUCGCUACGCUUCCAACGCCGCCCGGCACCCAGCGCGGAGGAGGUCAAGCAGGCAAUGCGCGAGUAUGUGUCUGAUGCGCAAAAAUUGGGUUGCCCAUCAGCGCCUGCAAAGGCUAUUGUGGUCAUGGACGAGGCGGAUAGGCCGCAGCCAAGACUAGAUAGAGAGACAGAUCGGGGAUAUGCUGUUAGUGUAGGUAGGAUAAGGGAGGAUGAGGCGGGCAUCUUUGAUCUCAAGUUCGUCGCACUUAGCCACAACACUGUCAUUGGAGCGGCAGGAUCGUCGAUAUUGAACGCAGAAGCGGCGGUACUGAAGGGCUAUGCCUAGUGUCGAUACAAAAAGAUAUAAUUCAGACCAGGAAAAGUUCAAUCGCAUGUCUCCAAAAGUUGAGAAGUGCCUAACGAUCAAUUGCUUUUUCAACAUGAUGUGAGAUGAGACGUCAAUGAUACUGUUUCGUACCACAAAAAGCUGCCAUCGUGAUGCAGAGGGAUGCAGAGGGAUGCACCGAUAUUGCGCUGUAGCUCAGCUAAUAUGAUACGGC